CUGUGACCCGGCACUGGCGCGGAACGCAGAGCUGGGCUUGAAUACGGCUGCAGGAGCGGCGCUGAUUUUAAAGUGAUCGAUAUCCCGUUUGAAUUUGCGUUUGGUGACACACUUGAAAGCAUUAAUUUGUUUAAAAAAUAAAUAAAUAGCAAGCAAGCAGGAACAUGUCCUUUGCCGAUGGAAACGAGAACGCUGUGCGCCUCACUCAGUUCAAGAACAAGGGGAAAGACAGCAAUGAGUUGAGAAGGAGGAGAAUCGAAGUGAACGUGGAGCUCAGAAAAGCGAAGAAAGACGAGCAGAUGCUGAAAAGGAGGAAUGUCUCCACUUUCCCCGACGAAGCUACCUCGCCCCUUCAAGAAAAGAACCACAACAGACAGGUUGCUGCACACUGGACUGUGGAGGAGAUCGUCAGUGGAGUAAACAGCAACAAUCUGGAACUUCAGCUUCAAGCAACACAAGCUGCGAGAAAACUGCUGUCUAGAGAGCGACACCCCCCUAUUGACGGCAUCAUUAGCGCCGGGCUGAUCCCCAAGUUUGUGGCUUUCCUGGGCCUGUCUGACUGCAGCCCCAUCCAGUUUGAGGCUGCGUGGGCCCUCACGAACAUCGCCUCCGGGACCUCCGAUCAGACCAGGGCUGUGGUGGAGGGGGGCGCCAUUCCAGCCUUCAUCAGCCUGGUAACCUCUCCGCACCCCCACAUCAGCGAGCAGGCAGUCUGGGCCUUGGGUAACAUUGCAGGUGAUGGGUCAUCGUACAGAGACAGAGUCAUUAAGCACGGAGCCAUCGAGCCCCUGCUUGCACUGCUGGCUGUCCCAGAGCUGUCUGCAUUGUCUUCUGGGUACCUGCGCAAUCUCACCUGGACCCUCUCGAACCUGUGCCGCAACAAGAACCCGGCCCCUCCCCUGCCCGCCGUGCGGCAGCUGCUGCCCACCAUGAUCCGGCUCCUGCACCACGACGACAGGGAAGUCCUGGCGGACACCUGCUGGGCCAUCUCCUACCUGACAGACGGGCCGAACGAGCGCAUCGACGUGGUGCUGCAGACUGGGCUGGUACCUCGCCUGGUGCAGCUGCUGGGCUCCAACGAGCUGCCCAUAGUGACCCCGUCCCUGCGGUCGAUUGGGAACAUCGUGACUGGCACGGACGAGCAGACCCAGACCGUGCUGGAUUCUGGAGCCCUGGCUGUGUUCCCAGCCCUGCUCAGGCACCCCAAGAGCAACAUUCAGAAGGAGGCAGCCUGGACCCUGUCCAACAUCACAGCAGGGAGGGACGCUCAGAUACAGGAGGUCAUCGACGCCGGGCUGGUCCCUCCUCUGGUGGAGGUCAUUCGAAAGGGAGAUUACAAGACCCAGAAGGAAGCAGUGUGGGCUGUAACCAAUUACACCAGCGGGGGCACGGUCGAGCAGGUGGUGCACCUGGUCCAGGCAGGUGUCAUCGAGCCACUGCUGAACCUGCUGUCUGCCAAGGACAGCAAGACCAUCCUGGUGAUUCUGGAUGCCAUCUCCAACAUCUUCCUGGCCGGUGAAAAGCUCGGGGAGACUGAAAAGCUGUGUAUAAUGAUCGAGGAGAUCGGCGGUCUGGACAAGAUAGAAGCGCUCCAGACUCACGAGAACGAGAUGGUGUACAAAGCUUCCCUGAACCUGAUCGAGAAAUACUUCUCAGGAGAGGAGGAGGAAGACCAGAGUGUGGUGCCAGACUCCACUUCGGAAGGCUACACCUUUCAAAUCCCAGAUGCCCAAAGCACUUUCAAUUUCUAGACACUUUUUAAAAACAAGUCUGUUCUCUAAAUGUUUUGUAAUUUCCUGUACCUCUUUUCUAUUGUCAGUUGUGCUCCUCUGUGUUAUAUGGUCUACAUGCAGCAUUGUGUAUUAUUGUCAUCUCACACUUGAAUACUUCUUGAUUUUAUUGUAUACUAUGUAUGUAAAUAAAAGUUUUUGUUAAUGGU
Molecule: messenger RNA, 1939 nt
Organism: Polyodon spathula (Mississippi paddlefish)
Lineage: Eukaryota; Metazoa; Chordata; Actinopteri; Acipenseriformes; Polyodontidae
Product: importin subunit alpha-1-like
Exons: 11
Coding region: 165-1751 (528 amino acids)
Biological process (GO): NLS-bearing protein import into nucleus
Cellular component (GO): nucleus; cytoplasm
Molecular function (GO): nuclear import signal receptor activity; protein binding
Source: RefSeq, a predicted model, not a curated record